Molecule: messenger RNA, 1629 nt
Organism: Metschnikowia bicuspidata var. bicuspidata NRRL YB-4993
Lineage: Eukaryota; Fungi; Ascomycota; Pichiomycetes; Serinales; Metschnikowiaceae
Product: tRNA adenylyltransferase
Exons: 1
Coding region: 1-1629 (542 amino acids)
Biological process (GO): tRNA 3'-terminal CCA addition
Molecular function (GO): ATP:3'-cytidine-cytidine-tRNA adenylyltransferase activity; RNA binding
Source: RefSeq, a predicted model, not a curated record
AUGCGUCGAACAGUGCUUGACAAAAUCACGUUGAAUGCCACGGAGCAGCAGAUCAAAAACGUGCUCGUGGACUUCUGCACGCAGUACAACGAGCAGAAAACAGGCGGGGAUUGCGGGCGCCAGUUGGAGCUCCGGAUCACCGGCGGCUGGGUGCGUGACAAGUUGCUAGGCGACGAGAGCAACGACUUGGACAUUGCAAUCAACGUGCUUUCCGGCGAGGACUUUGCCGUGCAGUUGAUGCAAUGGGCAGACUCCACCAGCACGUCUCUAGGCGACAACGCCGCCAGCUUGCACACGAUCAAGAAGAACCCGGAAAAGUCCAAGCAUUUGGAGACGUGCACGACCAAGCUUUUCGGGCUCGACGUGGAUUUCGUCAAUCUCCGCAACGAGCUGUACAGCGCCGACAGCCGCGUGCCCCAGGUCGAGUACGGCACCGCGCAGCAGGACGCCAUGCGCCGCGACGCCACGCUCAACGCGUUGUUUUACAAUAUCAAUGAGGACCGCAUCGAGGACUUCACCGGCCAUGGGCUUGCGGACCUCCAGGCCGGCAUCUUGCGCACGCCCUUGCAGCCACUACAGACGUUCUUGGACGACCCGCUCCGGGCAUUGCGCUUGGUGCGGUUUGCGUGCCGCUUCAACUUCACCAUCGAGGCCUCCACCUUGGAGGCCAUGAAGGACGGGCACAUGAAGGAGACGCUCGUCAACAAAAUCAGCAGGGAGCGCGUGGGAGUGGAGCUCCACAAGAUCCUAGAGAGCAGCAACGUGCCGUACGGGCUCCGGCUCAUCAACCACGUGAACUUGACCGACUGCCUAUUUGACGCGGGCACGCUCACGCCAUCCAUCCAGCAGGCCAACGAAAAGGCGGUGCUCGACGAGAUCGAGCUAGCCAAGGAUCAUGUGACCAAGGCCGUCGACGAUACCACGCGCCACUACGCCGUGUUCAUGCAAGCGCUCAAGGCCACGCCCAGACUCCAUGCGUUGGCACAGGAGGUGUUUGCGGCCAAGCUCAAGCAGAAGUUGUUCUGGCUCUGCGUCACCUUACAUCCAUACGGAGGCAUCCGGGUGAAGGUGCAGGCCAAAAAGCUCCAGUCCACCAGCUACACCGAGGUGAUUUUGAAAGAGGGCCUCCGCUACGGCAGGGCCGAGCACGAAACAUGCACGCGGAUCGCCGCGGACAUCGUGGAGGGCCUGUUCUUGUCCACAUACUUUGCAUGCCCGCAGGACGUCAGACGCUCGGAAAUCGGGCUCUACAUGCGCCGGUUCGGCGAGCACUUCAGCAUCUGCAUGGUGGCAAAUGCCUACCACGACUUUCUCAGAAACAUCGAGCCUUGUCCGUUCAACACAGACGUGCAAGCCCCCACAGAGAAGCUUGACUUCUCCCAAGCAAACCACGUGCUCAGCCAGUACGAGCUGCUCCUACAAAAUGUGGACGAGCUCGAGCUUAGUGGUGUCAAGGACAUGAAGCCGCUCAUCGACGGCAAGAUCAUCUCGAAUGCUCUCCAACGGAAACCAGGGCCGUGGAUGAGGGACGUUCCGCAGAAGGCCAUGGAAUGGCAGUUGGACAAUCCAUCUGGCUCUGUGGAAGCGUGCUUGGAGUACAUUCGUGACCAGUACAGUGGCCUGAGCUGA